AUGCCGCCGCGGCGCAGCAUCGUGGAGGUGAAAGUGCUGGACGUGCAGAAGCGGCGGGUGCCCAACAAGCAUUAUGUCUACAUCAUCCGCGUCACGUGGUCCAGCGGCUCCACCGAGGCCAUUUACCGGCGCUACAGCAAAUUCUUCGACCUGCAGAUGCAGAUGUUGGACAAGUUUCCCAUGGAAGGAGGGCAGAAGGACCCCAAGCAGCGCAUCAUCCCCUUUCUGCCAGGUAAGAUCCUGUUCCGGAGAAGCCACGUCCGGGAUGUGGCCGUCAAGCGCCUGGUACCCAUUGACGAGUACUGCAAGGCCCUGAUCCAGCUGCCCCCCUACAUCUCUCAGUGUGAUGAGGUGCUGCAGUUCUUUGAGACAAGACCCGAGGACCUGAAUCCCCCCAAAGAGGAGCAUAUUGGAAAAAAGAAAUCUGGGGGAGACCUGACCUCAGUGGACCCCAUGGUCCUGGAGCAGUAUGUGGUGGUGGCCAACUACCAGAAGCAGGAGAGUUCAGAAAUCAGCCUCAGUGUGGGGCAGGUGGUGGACAUCAUCGAGAAGAACGAGUCAGGUUGGUGGUUCGUCAGCACGGCUGAGGAGCAAGGCUGGGUCCCUGCCACCUGCCUGGAGGGGCAGGACGCUGGGCAGGAUGAGUUUUCCCUGCAGCCUGAAGAAGAGGAGAAGUACACGGUCAUCUACCCGUACACAGCCCGCGACCAGGAUGAGAUGAACCUGGAGAGAGGGGCCAUGGUGGAAGUCAUCCAGAAAAACCUGGAGGGCUGGUGGAAGAUCAGGUACCAAGGCAAAGAGGGCUGGGCCCCCGCCUCCUACCUGAAGAAGACCAGCGGGGAGCCCUUGCCCCCGAAGCUGGGCCCCGGCUCGUCUGCCCCCUCGGGCGCCCUCGACCUGGACGGCGUCUCCCGGCAGCAGAGCGCAGUGGCCAGGGAGAAGGAGCUGCUCAACAAUCAGAGGGAAGGCCGCGCAGCACCCGAUGGCGAUGUCCGGCAGAGAUCACCAAAGAUGAGGCAGAGACCCCCUCCUCGCCGGGACAUGACCAUCCCUCGGGGUCUCAACCUGCCCAAGCCGCCCGUCCCACCCCACGUGGAGGAGGAGUACUACACCAUCGCCGAGUUCCAGACCACCAUCCCCGACGGCAUCAGCUUCCAGGCCGGCCUAAAGGUCGAGGUGAUCGAGAAGAAUCUGAGCGGCUGGUGGUACAUUCAGAUCGAAGACAAGGAAGGGUGGGCCCCAGCAACCUUCAUCGACAAGUACAAGAAGACCAGCAAUGCCUCGAGACCCAACUUCCUGGCUCCCCUGCCCCACGAGGUGGCACAGCUCCGGCUGGGGGACGCAGUGGCAGUGGAGAACAACGUGGGCAGCGAAGCCGUGGGCCCCUCCCGGCCCCUGCCUGACACCCCGCAUGGUGCCCUCGACUCUGGGAUGUCCUGGUGCAAAGACUGGAAGGGUGGGAAGGAGGCCCUGAGGAAGGCGUCCGCAGACGCAUCCUCGUCGGCAGGCUACGAGGAGAUCUCAGACCCUGGCCUGGAGGAGAAGCCCAGCCUCCCUCCGCGGAAGGAGUCCAUGAUCAAGUCGGAGGGGGAGCUGCUGGAGAGGGAGCGGCAGAGGCUGGAGCAGCUCCGCGGCGCCUCGCCGAAGCCUCCUGGCAUGAUCCUGCCAAUGAUUCCAGCCAAGCACUCCCCGGCCCGGGACGGCAGGAAGCCAGAGCCCAAACCUGAGAAAAGCAAGUUGUUCCAACUGAAGAAUGACAUGGGGCUGGAGUGUGGCCACAAGGUCUUGGCCAAGGAAGUGAGGAAGCCCAACCUCCGGCCCGUCUCCAAGUCCAAGGCUGAGCCCGAGGAGAAGCCAGAAGCCGUCCCCCAGAAUCCAUUCCUGAAGUCCAAACCUCAGGUCAGGCCCAAACCAGCUCCUUGCCCCAAGACAGAGCCACCUCAGGGCGGAGACCAAGUGGAUAUCUGCAACCUUAGGAGUAAGCUCAGGCCCGCCAAGUCCCAGGAGAAAUCCUCACUGGACGGGGAGAGCGCCCUGGCUACUGGGGGCCAAGACAUGGCCUUCAGCCGAAGCUUCCUUCCAGGUGGGGAGGGACCUGGCCGUGCCCAGGAUAGGCCUGGCAGACAGGAUGGACUCAGCCCAAAGGAGCUGUCCUGCAGAGCCCCCCUGCGGCCAGCCAAGACCACCGAUCCUGGGCCCAAGAAUGUGCCCGUCCCUGUCCAAGAGGCGACUCAGCAGAGACCUGUGGUCCCACCCCGGAGACCACCACCCCCAAAGAAAGGCUCCUCCUCGUCUUCCUCCAGACCCCUCCCAGAGAUCAGAGGGCCACAGCCGGAAGCCAGUGAAAACAGGGCAGCUGCUGCCCCCGGCCGUGCCCUCCUCGUGCCCCCAAAAGCCAAACCUUUCCUCUCCAACUCCUCGGGGGGCAAAGGCGGGCUGGGGCCGCGGGCAGCCGGCAAAGCAGAGGACCACAGAGAGAGGGCAGCUGCGGCCUCCUUGCCCGACAUCGACGGCCUGAAGGACUCUUUGUAUGUGGCCGUGGCCAACUUUGAAGGAGACGAAGAUACAGGCAGCUUUCAGGAGGGGACGGUGUUCGAAGUCCGGGAGAAGAGCAGCAGCGGCUGGUGGCUGUGCCAGGCCCUCAGCGGGGCCCCUUCCUGGGAGGGCUGGAUCCCCUCCAACUACCUCAGGAAGAAGCCCUAGCGCCCUCCCACUGGAGGCCCGCUGCUGCCCGCGGCCUCCCCAUGUAUUUAAUGGCCUCUUAAUUUAUCCGACUCCACAGUUCGGCUUCUCCCCUGGGAGGCUGGAGAGUGAGCGGCUGACCCAGAGCCAGGUCUCCCCCUGUGGUGGCACCCCAAAGGUGCACGCCACAGCCCCCGCUCCAUGGGGGUCCUCGCCAGCACCCUGCCUUAACAGACCUCCUCCUCUUGACCAGUGGCGGUGACCCUCCCAAGCCUCCAGGAUCAGCUCCUGUGACCAGGAGGAGUUCCACGCUGGCUCCCCCAUUGCCUGGACAGGCACAGGACGGGGCAGCCUGCCCGGUCCACCAUGACUUGCUCUGAUUCUCCAUGUUUCUAGAAGCCCAGGCGCUUUGCUCACUGUCUCCCAAAUGCCUGGUGCCGGGAAGAGCCGUGACUGGUAGGCAUCAGCUCUAUUGCCAGUCCCCAGGAAAGUGGCCUCUUCCCCAAGCCCCAGGCCCUCCAACUUCUGAGGCUCCAGCAGAUGCCGCUCCCCCAGGAGGGGCCUGGAGGUCCACCAGCCACCCUGCUCCCGUCUUCUGCCUUGGACCUGAGCAGCGCCACAGGCUGGCCCCGGCCCCAGCACGCUUCACUUCCUGCUGCAGGCUCUGCACCACCUGGGGCUCUUCAAUUCGAACUCCUGUCCCCUGCUGGGGUCACUUCAUGUUUGUCUUCCUAGGACCAGAGGCUCGAGGUUGUCUGAGUAAGGGUCCAUUCACAAGCCACGCCCCUCGUGAGCACCGCCCCCCCCAGUAGCCAACAGGUGCCAAACAUGACGUGGCACUUAGCACUCAUGGUUUAGUGCUCACAGAGACCUCCGUCACCAGGCCCAUUCAUAGAUGAGGAAACUCAAUUCGGCCAAGGAUGUGCUAGCCAGGAAGAGAGGAAAGAGGAUUUCUGACCAGGCUGCCCAAGUUCCCCCACAGGGAAAGGCAAACCAGUCACAUGGAGGGGGCUGCCAGGAGAGGUGGCCCUGUGGCUUCCUUGUGGUGUGAGCAGGGGACACCUGCUCCCCCACCUGAUGUCCCUCUCAGGCCCCUGCAGCAUAUAUAGCAGGCUGCCCGGAGGCUGAGCAGCUGCUGCCCCAGCUUGGGGGUACUGUGGGGUCCUGGUUGGCUAGCACAGACCCUAUUCCCUGCUCCUGUGCUGGUACCCCUGGGGGGAUGAGGCCGAUGGGACAGAGGGAGCUGAGGUGGCCUCUCCCCUGCCAGCCACGAGGGGCUCUGGUGGCUCACAGGCCAGCAGCCAGGUCCCUGCAGAACGAAGCAUGGUGAUUAGGAGCCCAAGAAGGAGGCAGGCACCCAGGGCCAGGCAGAGGCCGCCCGUCCCUCCCUGUCCCUCCUGCCAUGGCUUCCUGCUCUCUCUGGCACACGGAGGAGAUCUCCCUGUGUGUACACCCCAGGAGAACCAGGCAGCCUUCUACGGAUUUGACUGAAGAGGCACCAUUCUGCAGAAGUAGAAUCGGGACCCAGGCUUUCCAGCUCCCAUCCCAGAGAUCUCUUCUGUGUGCCGGCUGCUGGUGUGUGACGAGAGCCCUAGAACCCAGCCCACUGCCCUGCCCUGCCCCAGAGACCUCCGGUGCACAGCGUUCACCUGCUGCCACGUCCCAGUGUCCCUCUGCUAGAGGGAAUGCUUGCAUCUACCUGCCGUGCCAAAGAUCUGUGCAGAGAGCCUUCUUCUGCACCCCAGCCCCGGGCCGCACCCUGGGCUCUGGCCACUUCCACAGGAGUCCCACUCAGUCUACGGUGGCAUGCCAGCCCUGCGUCCUUGGCUCAGCCUGAGCUCUCUCUUGCAGGGCUUGAUUUGUGCCCCGACCUGGAGGAAGGUGGCAGUGCGGGGAACGGGAGGUGGGAGAGGACCACCCCUAUGUGAGCCCUCCGCGUGGGAGGCCCAGCAUGGUUUUCCUGUGGUUUGGACCCUGUUGAUCAACCUGUUUGUGGAGCUGCUUUACAGGGUCUGACUACCUUUCCAAAGACACAGCUGACUGGUUUUCUUUCUGAUUCGCCUCUGGUUUCAGUGACAUUUUCAGGCAUUUUGGAAGCACCUACUGCGUCUCUGACGCUGGGUAGACCAGGGUGUGGGGGCUCCAACGUGGGCUGCGAAGAGCUCCACGCUUUGUCCACUGAAGGAGUAUCAGUGGCCUCACGUCCCUUUCCCCCCACCGGGUCAGCCAGUGGGACCAGACCUGCUCUGCCCUCCUGUGGGUAGGACGUUUUCCUGCAAGUCAAAGAACUUGCCUUUUAGACUAUUCUAGUGCUGACGGGAACUGUGUGGCUGUGGAAGCCCCUUCCUCCAUGGUGGCUGUUCUUUGCUGGGGUCACCUCUGUGGCCUGAGGACUCCUGUAUCUGCUCACUGCUGCAGUGGUGGACAUGCCCCUAGGCAACUAAGCUGUCU
Molecule: messenger RNA, 5133 nt
Organism: Urocitellus parryii (Arctic ground squirrel)
Lineage: Eukaryota; Metazoa; Chordata; Mammalia; Rodentia; Sciuridae
Gene: Sh3pxd2b
Product: SH3 and PX domains 2B
Biological process (GO): superoxide anion generation
Cellular component (GO): cytoplasm
Molecular function (GO): phosphatidylinositol binding; protein binding; superoxide-generating NADPH oxidase activator activity
Source: RefSeq, a predicted model, not a curated record